This is a messenger RNA of Pieris macdunnoughi, 750 nucleotides long. The record is from the annotation of a GenBank genome assembly. NCBI's taxonomy places the organism in Eukaryota, Metazoa, Arthropoda, Insecta, Lepidoptera, Pieridae.
AUGCAAAGAGAAGAGAAGCAGUUGGAAGCUACAUUACAUGCUAUUUUAAAUAGAGUAAACGAUUUAAAAUCAGCAAUUCAAGCUUUGAUUUCAAAAUUAGAAAAUGAGUAUGAAACCAUCCAUUGGCCUUCAUUUCUUGACAACUAUGCAAUUUUAUCUGGGCAUUUAACUGGCCUAAGUAAAAUAUUGCAAGCUGAAUUAGCACCUUCACUGCGGUCAGUUGUAGUGUUACCGCUUCAAUUAGGCUGUGAAAGAGAUGAAGAAUUAUCUCGGUUGACUGAAGGAAGAGUUCCUGCCUGUACUCAUGAUUUAGUACCGGAUCUCUUGCGUACUAAGCCAGAACCGCAGGCUGAACAAAGACUACAGCAACUUAUUCAUAAAGCCAGUACAUUAAACUAUGAUACAGCUCAGAAACAAGUAGCACAAUUCACUAAAGUUAUUAGUCAUGUUUGGGAAAUUAUAUCAAAAGGACGUGAAGAUUGGGAAGGAGAAUCAAUGAGAUCUGCAGGUAUGCAGCCUACACAUAGCAUUGCUGAUACACAUGCUUUAGUGACUGCUGUGGGAACUGGCAAAGGUCUCCGACCUGGCAUGCCAGCUUGUGUCCCACCAGGUGUGGUUGCCCCAGGAAUGGGACCAUCACGAGGACCUACACCACAAAUGGGACCUGUAGCUCCUAUUAUGCCCAAAGCACCAUCAGCUAUUAAGACAAAUAUUAAAGCAGCUAAUCAAAUACACCCAUAUCAACGUUAA